Molecule: messenger RNA, 1089 nt
Organism: Capsicum annuum
Lineage: Eukaryota; Viridiplantae; Streptophyta; Magnoliopsida; Solanales; Solanaceae
Product: bidirectional sugar transporter SWEET7
Exons: 5
Coding region: 115-879 (254 amino acids)
Biological process (GO): carbohydrate transport
Cellular component (GO): membrane
Molecular function (GO): sugar transmembrane transporter activity
Source: RefSeq, a predicted model, not a curated record
CAUCCUUUAUAAGGCUAUCCCAUCUUCACACUUUUCUCCACAUCUUCAUUUCACACAAGUGAAAAAAAAUAAAAAUUCAAGUAAUUUUUUUUCCCUUCUUUUUUCUUCAUAGCUAUGGUUUUUGGUAAGGAAGCUGCUAGGUUUGGUGUUGGUGUUAUUGGGAAUAUCAUUGCACUGGUCUUGUUUUUGUCACCCUUGAUGACAUUCGUUCGUAUAUGGAAAAGCAAGUCCGUGGAGCAAUUUUCUCCAAUUCCAUACCUAGCCACAUUUGUCAACUGUGCACUUUGGGUAUUAUAUGGUCUUCCAAUGGUUCAACCUCACAGCAUUUUAGUUAUAACCAUUAAUGGUACUGGUCUAGGCAUCGAGAUCGUGUACCUUAUGCUGUUUUUCUUGUACUCGGAUCGUAAGCAGAGGAUUAAAGUUAUUCUAAUCGUCGUCGUUGAAAUUAUUUUUGUUGCUGUACUUGCGUUUUGCGUUCUAACUUUUGUCCAUAAAGACGAAAUAAAAAAAAGGGCAGCUAUUGUUGGUAGCAUUUGCAUGGUGGGCAACAUUUUGAUGUAUGCUUCCCCUUUGUCAGUCAUGAAAUUGGUGAUCAAGACCAAAAGUGUGGAGUACAUGCCAUUCUUCCUUUCACUUUUUUCAUUUCUCAAUGGUGUUAGUUGGACUGCUUAUGCCCUCAUUCGUUUUGAUGCCUACAUUCUUGCACCUAAUUCAAUGGGAACUGCUCUUGGGCUGGCCCAAUUGUUGAUUUAUGCUGCAUAUUACAAGUCCACUAAGAGGCAGAUAGCAGAAAGAGAGGCUAAAGGAGAAGUGGUCAUGGCUGAAAAGUCUGUUUCUGGUAGGGUGGCCCAAAAGCCCAAUAAUGAUUCUAGAGUUUAAGUUUGUGUGGUUUUUGAAAGCCCAUUUAACUUUUAGUAUUUGAUGUUUUAGCCCAACUUCUUUUCUCAUGACACCUUUUAGUACCCCCUACCCCCCACCCCCACCUCACACCCCCCACCUGGGUGCCUAAGGCACUCUUAUCUACCCCUUACAACAUGUAACAAAGAUAGAAUGAAAAAUUAAGCUGAAAAUUCAGCAGUUUUUAUUACA